CCCACACCAGACCUCCCCUCUCCGCCACCACCACUACCAACCACCAACCACCACCACUACCAUGGCCACCAACGGCGCCGCUACCAACAGUUCCUCCUCCUCCGCCUCCUCCAACAGCGGGCAACCCUCGACAGAGCCACAACUUCAGCAGACAGGGCCAGGCAUGAACGCCAUCGUCCAAGUGUUCCCCCCUAUCGUGGAGUUGAACGUGGGUGGCGUCUUCUACACAACUGCCCUGACCACCCUCCAGCGGGAACCGGACAGUUUGCUUGGCCAAAUGUUCAGUGGUAAGACGAAGACCCCGGUGUUGAGGGACUCCAAGGGGAAGUUUUUCAUAGAUCGUGACGGUGUGCUCUUCCGGUACAUACUCGACUUCUUACGGAACCAGAAGCUCGUGUUACCUGAGAACUUUAGUGAGCGGGAAAGACUUAAGAAAGAGGCAGACUUCUUCCAGUUGCAAGACAUGAUAGACUCGCUCACGCUCCCCAAAUCGCUGAGUCCCGUCGAUCCGGCCUACUCUGUCCGGACCUCCGUCGGUACUAUUACCGUCAGUUACCGCGGGACUUUUGCAUUUGGACGUGACGGACUCGCUGACGUCAAAUUUCGUAAGCUGAGUCGUAUCCUCGUGUGCGGGCGAGUGACACUUUGUCGUGAAGUCUUUGGUGAAACGCUGAAUGAGUCCCGAGACCCAGACCGUGGAGCUACAGACCGCUAUACCGCUCGCUUCUUCUUGAAGCACACCUUCCUGGAACAAGCCUUUGACAUGCUGGUUCUGGCAGGCUAUAAGUGCUGCGGCUCCUGCGGCUCCAGCACUGCAGGCGGCAUCAUGGUCGACAAGAAACCAGGUAUGGACAAUGAAGAAGACCGAUGGAACCAUUACAAUGAAUUCGUGUGGGUGAGAGAAUAAUGGGCCGCGGGGGUUAGUGAGACGGUCGCUGCCCAAACCAGGCCGUUCUUAACAGUCAGCAAAUCUUUAUUCUGACGACCCCCAGUAUUGACAGGCUACCAAACAGGGUGGUAGAAGCGUCCUACUCACGACUCGUACGACCACCGCAGCUUCAUCACACAGUGUGUUGUCGCGUCACCCAGUGUUGACGACCUCAAGUGAGAAUUAUUAUAGUCCACACCUGUUGUGUUAACCACGCCAGAAAAAUAAUUACAUGAUCGUUUGCUUCUCUGGUGGAACUACAAAAUUAUUUAGGGAGCAAAUGAAUAAGACAAAAGCUGUAAUAAGAAUCGCUACUCCCUGUGUUACCAAGAGUCCCAAGUUUCUGAUGUGCGAGUGUGUGUGUCAGAGUGAUAAUGUAUAGACUUCAACUUCUGAAUCACAGCCGAGAAAGAUCAAGGUUUUGGCAGCUGCAGAAGUGUACUGUUAGUUUGUUUUAUUGAGCAACAAGCGUGUUUAAUUUGCUGAACGGGAUUUAUGAGUGAAAAUAUAUAUACAUAUAUUUUAUACUUUGGUCAGUAAAACAAUAGCAAAACCCUUUGUUUUGUAUUGUGUAAAUUGAUUGAAGUGUUGGUGCAUAAUAAUUACACUGUUUUGUUGUUUGAAGAUGAGAUUUAUGGCGAGAUGAAGUGAAUUUAUCUAUUUUCUCGUGUUCUCCGGAGAGAUGGGCAGUGCAAAGAAAAAUAUAAUAUAAAUAACUGUGUAAUGGUAAUAAGUGAGUGAGUAUAAUGAUUAUUGCCAUUUUUUUCAAUUGAAAGUGUUGUGUUGUGUUACAGAUCUGCAUAAUACUGAAAAUUCUACAUUUAAUUGACAGUUCUAAAAAAAGAACAUUUUUAGCCCUCCAAUCACAGCCUUUGAGUAAUCCUUUAUAGAAAAUCCUGUUUUUUCUCCACUUAUGUACGGCACAGCUUCCUCAUGUCGUAAUGUUUCUCAGAAAUAUACCAAUCAAAAGAGAGCUGUCCAGAGGCAUGUGUGUUUGCCUAUGUAAUAUUUGUUCAUAUAUAUACUGUACGUGUGUGUGUGUGUGUGUGUGUGUGUGUGUGUGUGUGUAUGUGCGUUGUUUUCCCCCACAAGUUCCACUCAGGGAGCACCGGACCCCUUGUGUUCCCGAAUAUCCGAUCCAGAACUCGCCUGCGGGUCUUCCCUUAUCGAUGAUCUCGAGACUACGGGAACUUUAGUGUGCGAGAAACUGACUAACGACAUAAUCAUGGGAUAAUCUUCAGCCUGAGGAAUAUCCCCCCCAUCUCUCUCUCAUGAUCAAGAUUUGAUUAUAUCGAAUAACAACAAAAUCAUUAGAAUUCUCUCCAAAUAUGAGCCUAUUUAGUAUGUGUGCAUGUCACUUAAACACAAAGUAAAUAAGGCAUACGACACUUAAGUGAAAUCAUAGAAGGUACAUAUCUAAGUCUUAUCUCACUGAUACACAUUUAUUAAGAAACAAAAAUUAUGAAUUUGAGGCAAAAGAAGCAACACAUUUGACGAGUAAAUCAUGAUAUUGUUUUGUCUUCAGCUUUAUCCGCCCAUGAGCGACUCCCAGCUGCCAGUAGACCAAGUGGUUAGUCCGGGCCCCACGUGGUUCAUGAACCUUCAAUACUUGAAGUCAUAAACCACCAACUGCGCUGAUUACUCGUAUUUGUGAUGUGUCUCAGCCUCGGUGUGCAAAUAAGUAUUAGAUCACCAGUAUUAAACGAUUGUAAUGGAAAAAAAAUGCAUUUACUUGGACCAAAGAAUAUGGUUGUCACUUGUAAUUAGUAGAAGAUAUAAUAUUAUGACUGUGAGAAAGAUAAUUAGGGUUUUAACUCAAAGAAAAACUUUAAAUGGCAUGGCUAUAAAAUCUAUCUACUUGACUCCACAGAAGAUGGGUUUGUCGAGACUUUUCUUAAACGUGCUGUAGGUAGUCCCUCUUCUUGCACUCUCGCCCGUGCUGAACCUGAGGAAGCAUAAGGGAUUUAUCUGAAUCCAGCGGACCACCAGGAUUAAUAGCUCGUAAGUUUUUAGCUCGUUCGGGUUGCGGUACGUACUCGUUCGGGUAUAUAGCGAAUUUAGGCACUCGCUCGGGUAGCAGUAGGCGCCGUAGAUGACUAUUUCUCUCCCUGUGUUUUUUGAGCGCUUUUGGUACCUUAUGUAGGAGAAGCGACAGUAUGUGAGUGAACCGCUUUUGUCAUCAUCACCUACACGUCACACCCCUUCGUCUCCCGUCUGUGUCCUCAGUCAUGCCAGAACAACAACAAAACCUCCCGUUGCUCCUAUACACGGCGGCCUUGGAUAUACACAACUACUGUUACUGUUCCUGUUGCUCCUGUUUCGUUAUUACUGUUACUGUGAGCACUUAACCCCCUUCUCACCCUGGGAAGGAAACGUUUCUAACCAAUCUUCUUUAUACUCAAUUAUGUCCGUCUCUCACAACAGUAUUCUUAUCGGCUCGUGAGGACACAAAACCCUCCGCUGUUAUCGUAAGUUUAAAAAUUAAUUCCCUAAAGUGAAUUUGAUAUAACGAGCACAAUGAUAGUAAUUAUUACCACUUACCAGCAUACGAUCAAGUAAUAUCAUUAAAUAUAUGUUUAUCUCCAAAGAACUAUGAAAUAAAACGUCAUUUGGGUUUUUUUCUCAUAAGGAUGGAAGUAGACGACGAGGUGUAAGGGUUAUGGCGGCCGUUCAGGUAUCUCCUCCACCACGUUCCUGCCCGAUAAUGGUCUUGGUGAUUGUGUCGCUCCCUGGCACGACAAAUCCUUUCUUUCUUCAUUAAGGGAACGACGCGGCGCUCUGUUGUUCGCUGGGGCUUUAUUUAUUUGUUUAUCUUUUUUAAUGAAGUGACUUAGGUUAUGGUGUUGGUGGCUGAGGCUGCCUGGGUGUUUGUUUUUCUCAGUAAGAUAAUGUUGCCUUUAACGUUAGAUCAAACUAGAGACACAGCGUUAUGUUGUUAUAACUCUUGAAAUGGUGCGAAAAGGAAUGAGUUUUCUGGCUCGUUCUACGUGUUGUCUUAACAUGUGAACAGCAGUCGAUGAAAGACAUAUUUUUGUUGUCUUAUUGUUCUCGUGCGCAAAAGUUAUCUGAUUACGCAACUUUUAAUAAGAAAUUCUAUGAAUUUUUUAGCGUUUUCACUCACAGGCUGUAAC
Homarus americanus (American lobster) is the source of this 4059-nucleotide messenger RNA. RefSeq names its product BTB/POZ domain-containing protein KCTD12-like (gene Ktl). Lineage: Eukaryota; Metazoa; Arthropoda; Malacostraca; Decapoda; Nephropidae. The record is from RefSeq and is a predicted model, not a curated record. Gene Ontology annotation, molecular function: protein binding. The transcript has a single exon. Gene Ontology annotation, biological process: protein homooligomerization. Bases 62 to 907 code for a protein of 281 amino acids.